AUGGUUCUCUUGUUCUUUCGCAUGGCAGAAGUCCACAAGAUACCACAUAGCACCACUGAAACGAUAUUCUCUGAUUUCAAGACGGUGGUGAAAAACAUUCUUUUCAACUUCGCCACAGAGAUAAAACGAAAGACUCAUCAAGAAGGCGACGGUACAAGCCAAGAAAUUGACACGCUUCAAAACUGUGACUUUAUAGAAGAAGUGUUUGAAUGCACCAGCAACAAAUACCAACGAGAAAAAUAUGCAAAGGAAAACAUGCCUUAUGUCAGGCCACAACAGCUGUCUCUUGAAGAUGGUGGAAAUUUUCAGUAUAUUCCGGUGAUCAAUGUAUUGCGCAACCUAAUGAUGUCGGAAUACUUCUGUGCUCACCUGAGCGAUUUCGCUGCAGACCAAAAUGAAGGAACACAUUUUUAUGACUUCCGUGAUGGGUUGCUUCUCAAGAACAAGAUUAGUGAUUUACUACAAGGGGGCUCUCAAUUCACUCUUUUCUUCCUGAUCUACACUGACGAGGUUGAAAUAGCUAACCCUCUGGGACCGAAACGUGGACAGCACAAACUCAUAGUUGUGUAUUUAAGCGUACUCAACAUUCAUGCAAAGUAUAGAUCACAACUGAGCAGCAUUUUCGUGGCAGUGGUGGCAAAGUACAAAUAUGUGCAGCGGCAUGGCCUGGCCAGAAUCAUGAAGCAGCUCGUGGAUGACUUGCGUGUCCUUGCUGAUGUCGGAUUUACUGUGCAGCACAGUGGCAACACCGUGAGAGUUCGCGGGUUCGUUGUGGCCUGCUGUGGAGACAACUUGUCACUGAACAAGUUGGGGGGCUUCAACACCUCUUUCAGCAAGGGACAUUCCUGCCGUUGGUGUCUUGUUUCAAUGGAGGACAUACAAGCAGUUUUCCACGAAAAGAACGUGCAGCACCGAACAAUGGACAUGCACAUGAGUCACGUGGCGGCAGCUCUCAGUGACUCUAACCUUUCUAAGAGACUUUAUGGCGUGGGAGAGCAGUCACUACUGUUAGGCAUACAUUACUUUGACUUGAGUCUUCAGCUUCCACCUGACCUCAUGCACGAUGUACUUGAAGGAGCUAUUCCACAUGUUCUUCGUGAGGUACUAAAUGGGCUGAUCAGUGAUAGUGUGAUAUCGUUUUCGGAUCUGGACAGGGUGGCAACGUUUAAUUAUGGCCAUCAUGAGAAGAAACAGAAGCCAGAACCCUUAACAAGACAUUUUGUGCAAGGUCAAACAGGGUACAAAGGAACUGCUUCCCAGAAGUGGUGUUUGUUUUACGUAUUCCCGCUUGUGUUUGCAGAACUCAUCCCCGAGGGCAAUGAGCACUGGGAAAUUUAUCUUCAGUUGAGAGGCAUAGUGGAAAUAAUUUUUGCAGAUGAAUUGCUAAAAGACUACUUGGCCUAUCUCCAAGAUGAGAUUAGGCUCUUCCUUUCUGCCUUCUCUGCAAUGUAUCCUGGUAAAAUGAUACCGAAGAUGCAUUUUCUACUCCACUAUCCUCGGGUUAUCAGUGAACUGGGCCCGUUGAAGCAGUAUUGGUGCAUGCGCUUUGAAGCGAAGCACCAGUACAUCAAAAUGAUUGCAACACCAGAGCUUCAAAAAUAUUUGCUACUCAGUAGCAGCGAGGCACCAGCUCUUGCAGAGCAUUGA
Molecule: messenger RNA, 1647 nt
Organism: Ornithodoros turicata
Lineage: Eukaryota; Metazoa; Arthropoda; Arachnida; Ixodida; Argasidae
Exons: 1
Coding region: 1-1647 (548 amino acids)
Source: RefSeq, a predicted model, not a curated record